UUUCUGGUGAAUACAAAAUAGCGGUUGCUGAUUGCUAAACGCGCCGUUAGUCUGGAGUAAGCGGUCACCGGAGCAAAACCGCUGUUGAAGAACCACAGAGGUUUAUGAGUAUGGACCUGGAAGACUUCGAUGCGCCGAACCAGACUCCUUCUCGAAUCUCUCGGUUCGCGCCCAAGUCUAAGUUCAAACCGAGACCAAAAUCCGAACCGACUUCCAAACCGGAACCGCAGGAAUCGAUUCCGAAGGCUGAACCAGGAGAGCCGGCGGCGUCGAAAACGGCGACGCCGGAAGUGGUGCCGAGAAAAUUCGAAGGAAUCGAAGUGCCGCCGCCCAAGAGCGAUGUUUCGGCUUCGAAUGGCGCUGUGAAACUGGAGGUGGAGCCCAAGGUCGAAGCCACGGAAGAACCAAAAGGAAACGAUCCGAUGGAAGAAGACGCCGCCGAAGAUACAGUAAUCCGAGAAAUCGAUGUCUUCCUUAAUCCUAAAAUCGAUGACGAAACUCAGCUAUAUGUACUGCAAUAUCCUUUGAGGCCGUGGUGGCGGCCCUAUGAAUUGGACGAGCGUUGUGAGGAGGUGAGAGUAAAGCCUGCGAGUGCGGAAGUGGAGGUUGAUUUGGCUUUGGAUGUUGAUUCCAAGAAUUACGACCAGGAGUUCGGUAGCAAAUUGAGGAUGACAAAGCAGACUUUGUCUUGCUCAUGGGAGCCACCUCGCAAAACUGGCUAUGCUAUUGGUGUUUUGAUGGGUAAUAAGUUACACCUGAAUCCUAUUCAUGCAGUUGUACAGCUUCGACCAUCAUUGGAGCAUCUAACGUGCCCUAGCUCAAAAAGGAAGAACAGUGUCACGGGGGAUGCAGAUGAUACUGUUAAACUGGAAGAAUCUAGUCAAAGGAAGCCUAUCGGAUCAAAGAAGCAGCAAGUGCACUCUUCAGUGGAGCAGAAAACUAUAGAUGAAGAGUGUUGGGUUCCUCUCAAGUACCAUGGCUCAGGGAGUGAAUUUUCAUCUAGAUAUUUAGAAAGAAUGGUGGCACAAGAACGUGCACCCUUACAAUUCACACUGAACCCGUAUGACUAUAUUGACUCUCUGUGUCCUGGAUCAAACAACAAUGAUGUUAGAUCCAAAGGUCCUUCAAGGAGGUUGUUGCUUUCACUACCUCUGGAAGAGCGUAUGCAGAAAUUACUUUCUGAGGGAGCUGCAGUUCACAAAUUCAAUGCUCUUAAGCACUUUGCUCCUGAUUGCACUGCAGAAGCAAUUCUUGAUGUUCUUCAGCGUAAUGCUAUAUUAGUGCAAGGCCUCUGGGCUCUCAAAAGUCGAUUGCUAUUUCCAUUGCCAACUAAAGAGAAUUUCAUGCAGCGAGCUGCUAGGGAUUAUGUCCUUCUUUUAUUUAAGAAAAGUCCUGUGAUUAGCUUUUCAUUGUUGAAGGUUCCUCCAUCUCUUAAAAAUUUUGUGAACAAAUUCCUCAAUAUAUUUGCUACUGAACGUCCUUCCGUUAAAGAUUGGAAAUUUAAAGAGCCUACAGAUCAAUCAUUUAUAAAACUCUACCCAGAUGUUGUUGAAAAGCAAGAAGAGGUUUGGGCGGAAUUGGAGAGAAUGGUUAUGAAGAAUUUUGAUGAUGGAAAAUCUGUGCAUAGUGCAAAGAAUGCCAGCAUGACCAGUAGGCCUGGAAGACCAUCGAAUUCUGAUAAAGGUAUAACAAAAACUGUAACUGUUGUACCCAGUGGUAAAACCGUUCCAGAUGAUAUUCGAGAAGCUCUAUCAACAAAGGUUCUCCCAAAAGUGAUUCAAGACUACAAGGUUUGCAGCUUUCAGCUGAUAUGCCAAGGUUUGCGUGAUUUGGCACUUACCAAAUCAAACCUCCCGAAGGUGGAUGCUAGAAUUGUAAAAGCAGCAGAGUAUGGUACUGAUUGUCCUGAUGAGCUGCGGAAGCUUGUAGAUCAAGUUGCAGUAAACAUUCAUGGUGUAUACGUUGCCAAAUCAUCAUUAGAUCACCCGCAGUAUGAUCCAUUGAGGAAUAUUGUAAUUGAUCUUCUACGUCAAAAUGGGCCUAAUGCAAAACUGAAAAAAGCUGAAGUCUUCGACGCUGCUAGGAAAGCUUUAAAGCGGGAGGUCUCUAGCAGUGAAUAUAGCAAGGUCAUGAAUGAGUUUUGCGUGUUCAAGGGUUCACUAUGGACGUUGAAGAGUGGUGAUGGCCGUCCAAACGUGUAGCUUUAGAUUUCUAGUUGGAGAAGAUUCAGUCUUGCUAGCGUUUAAAGUAAACUUUUUGGCUAACGUUUGCUGUAAAUUUAACGGUAUUUUUGGUGGCGUUUGCCUAGCCCCUAAAAGUAAGGGCCCAAUAUGCAAUAUGUCAUAUUAAUUAUGUGCCAUAUCUUUUAUCUAAUCAUAGAAAAUAAUUAUUUUUUGAAAUAGUAAA
Molecule: messenger RNA, 2406 nt
Organism: Ziziphus jujuba (common jujube)
Lineage: Eukaryota; Viridiplantae; Streptophyta; Magnoliopsida; Rosales; Rhamnaceae
Exons: 13
Coding region: 105-2201 (698 amino acids)
Biological process (GO): DNA-templated transcription
Cellular component (GO): nucleus; RNA polymerase III complex
Source: RefSeq, a predicted model, not a curated record